AUGGAGAUGGAAAAGGAGUUCGAGCAGAUCGACAAGGCCGGGAGCUGGGCGGCCAUUUACCAGGAUAUCCGACAUGAAGCCAGUGACUUCCCAUGUAGAGUGGCCAAGCUUCCUAAGAAUAAAAACCGAAACAGGUACAGAGAUGUCAGUCCCUUUGACCAUAGUCGGAUUAAACUACAUCAAGAAGAUAACGACUACAUCAAUGCUAGUUUGAUAAAAAUGGAAGAAGCCCAGAGGAGUUACAUUCUUACUCAGGGCCCUUUGCCUAAUACGUGCGGUCACUUUUGGGAGAUGGUGUGGGAGCAGAAGAGCAGAGGUGUCGUCAUGCUCAACAGAGUGAUGGAGAAAGGCUCGUUGAAAUGUGCACAGUACUGGCCACAAAAAGAAGAAAAAGAAAUGAUCUUUGAAGACACAAAUUUGAAGUUAACGUUGGUCUCUGAAGACGUUAAGUCGUAUUACACAGUGCGACAACUGGAAUUGGAAAACCUUACGUCUAAAGAAACUCGAGAAAUCUUACAUUUCCACUACACCACGUGGCCUGACUUUGGAGUCCCCGAAUCACCAGCCUCGUUCCUGAACUUUCUCUUCAAAGUCCGUGAGUCAGGCUCCCUCAGCCUGGAGCAUGGCCCCAUCGUGGUGCACUGCAGCGCCGGCAUCGGCAGGUCGGGGACCUUCUGCCUGGCCGACACCUGCCUCCUGCUGAUGGACAAAAGGAAAGACCCUUCUUCUGUUGAUAUCAAGAAAGUUCUGUUAGAGAUGAGGAGGUUCCGGAUGGGCCUGAUCCAGACAGCAGACCAGCUCCGCUUCUCCUACCUGGCUGUGAUCGAAGGCGCCAAGUUCAUCAUGGGAGACGCUUCAGUGCAGGAGCAAUGGAAGGAGCUCUCCCAUGAGGACCUGGAGCCCCCACCUGAGCACGUCCCCCCACCUCCCCGGCCACCCAAACGAAUCCUGGAGCCACAUAAUGGGAAAUGCAAGGAAUUCUUCCCAAACCACCAGUGGGUAAAGGAGGCGACCGAGGAGGAUAAAGACGACGGCCCCAUCCAAGAAGAAACCAGAACCCCCUUAAGUGUCCCCUGCAGCAUGGAAAGCAACAGGCAAGACACUGAAGUCAGAAGGCGGGUCGCCGGGGGAGGUCCUGCCCAGGGGGAGCUGUCGCCGCCCAAGGAGGAGCAGGACCAGGCGCUGACUCACUGGAAGCCCUUCCUGGUCAACAUGUGCAUGGCCACAGUCCUCACGGCCGGCGCGUACCUCUGCUACAGGUUCCUCUUCAACAGCAACACAUAGGCUGACCCACCUCCACCCUGCUGGCGGCUCCUGCUCACAGAGCCCGCAGCCGAUGCGCAGGCCGAGGGAGGGCAGGGCCGCCGGACAGCUCAGCCAGCCGGGACCGGCAUGGACGUUGGCUCUGCACCGAAACCAGAAACCACCGCCGCCCUGUGCCCCCGCCCCGCCCCGCCCCAGGCUGCUGGCCUCACACCUUACCCUUUUCCUUUCUCUGCCUCCCUUUUUGGUCCCAGAUCCACACGCCUUUCUGAAGGAGAGCAGAGCAGAGCGCGGUGCCCUUGGCACAGAGGAAGGGUGGCCUGCGCCAGUCGCAAGGCUCGCCUCACCCAGGGCUCCCUCUCAGCGUGUCCCCUUGCAUCCCAGUGGGCGGUGCACAGCGUCCUCCCCGUAACCUCCACCAAGACUGCAUGUAGGAGCCUCGCCACUCCAUAUUUAUUUUAUUUUUCCCCAAAGGCAUCCAUAGUGCACUAGCAUUUUCUUAAACCAAUAAUGUAUUAAAAUUUUUUGAUGUCAGCCCUGCAUCAAGGGCUUUAUCAAAAAAGUACAAUAGUGAACCCUCAGGUAGUGCUGGGAACGGAAGACUGGGGUGUGAGCCUGCUGCGUCAGACCAGUGCUAGGAAGAGGACGGUUGUGAGCAGUUGCUGUUUCGUGACACUGUGGGUAACGUGAGAAGAGGUUUGGCAAAUGUUUAUAGAACAGUGGGAUAAUAUAUAAUGAACACUUGGAUAUUUAAGAUACGCGAUGUGAGAUUCCCUUGUCGCGGUGGUUCCCUCCCCGUUAUCUGCUAGACUGCUGCUGUCGGUCUCCGCUCUCCCCGUGUGUAUUAGAAUGCAUGUUCGGUCUUCCUUGUCCUGAUCGAAUACCACGUGCUUGAAAUACUUAGAUCUCUGCUUACUGGUGUGCCCCGUGGACAAGUCCAGUCUCCCUUUGCAUGAUCUGAUCCUUACCUGGUGUGGUUCCUAGGACCGUUGCUGAAAUAAUCGCCCUUCAGCAGUGGAGUGAUGUUUUCCAGUAACAGAUAUUUGCCUAAUUCCUGGCAUGACACUCUGGUGACUUCCUGGUGAGGCCCAGCCUGUCCUGGUCCGGCUGGGUCCCUCCGUAACUCAGACAUUCCAAGGGUGUGGGAAGCCAUAGUCACACCCCGCGCUCUGGACAUCCAGCCAGGCAGGGUCUCCCCGCCAGCACCUUUGGGAUCAGCCUCCACUAUCCCCAGUUCACGCUCUCCUUGAGCAGACUGGGGUUUGGAGCCCAGGCAACUGUUGGAAACCACGCUUCUUGAGACAACCUGGAUGACGGUCCCUUAGAGUCUAGGUCUGGGGGAGGGGCGGGGGCCUCGCGGAGAGAGGCUUGUCUGCCCUGCCCUUGACCCCGGGGACUGAUGGUGCUCACGGCUCUUCCUGCGAGGGGAACGUAAGAUCUCCACGUUAAGUGGCUUUUUUAACAAGAAAAAAAGGCAGCUGUAGCUCAUGAGCUGCUCUUUUGCCAGCAUUUUCACAUUUUGCCUUUCCCGUGUGAGGAGCCCGUGCAGAGUGCUUCUGCGGCGGGAGCAGCGGCGGCACCCCACAGAGCCUUGGUGAGGUGCGGGUGGGGCUGCGGCGCAGGCUGUGAGCAGUCUGGAGUUGGGCUUGUCUGUCUGUUUCUGAAGUCCUGUAUAUGUAUGCAGUAGUUUGGGUGUAUAUACAUAGUAGCAUUUCAAAAUGGAUAUACUGGCUUCACCUCCUAUCCUUGGAAAACAGAUGGCUCUCCAUCUUGUUACAUGUAUGUUAGAGAAGUAGUGAGCUGCUCUGCUAUAUGCCUUAAGCCGAUAUUUACUCAUCGGGUCAUUAUUUUUUACAAUGGCCAUGGAAUAAACCAUUUUUACAAAAAUAAAAACAAACAAAAAAAGCGAGGUGUUUUGGUAUAAUACCUUGUCAGGUGUGUGUAUAUGUGGAUGCAUGACGGGGUGGGGUGGGGUGGGGGGCGCGUCUCAGGGUCUUCUGUGACCUCACAGAACUGUUAAACUGUACAGUUUUCCAACUUGCCAUAUAAAUCAUGGGUUUGCAUUUUAGUUGCAACAAUAAAAUUUUUUUCUAAAGAACAUG
Messenger RNA from Equus caballus (horse), 3365 nucleotides. RefSeq names its product protein tyrosine phosphatase non-receptor type 1 (gene PTPN1). Gene Ontology annotation, biological process: negative regulation of PERK-mediated unfolded protein response; peptidyl-tyrosine dephosphorylation; negative regulation of ERK1 and ERK2 cascade. Gene Ontology annotation, molecular function: non-membrane spanning protein tyrosine phosphatase activity; protein kinase binding. Lineage: Eukaryota; Metazoa; Chordata; Mammalia; Perissodactyla; Equidae. The record is from RefSeq and is a predicted model, not a curated record. Gene Ontology annotation, cellular component: cytoplasm; endoplasmic reticulum; early endosome.